GAUUCAACAAGCCUGUUUCUGCCACGUGGCUCACAGCUCAUUGUACGUGGCACACAGCCCUCUCUGGCUUGCCGUUGGCUGCUCUGAGCACUGCUGGGAAAAACAGAACUGGGAGCUCGGGAAAGCCAUGUGGAGAUUGGCAGCAGGAGCAGACAGCCGGCUGUCCAAGGGUCCCACAGUAGGUUUGUGGACCAGCCACGGCUAGUAGGCCCAGGUCUUCUGGAGACCCUCCCAUCCCACGGCUGCUGCCUCUGUACAGGAACAUUCCUUCUCCAAGGGCUGGACACAACGUAAGCUUGGAUAUCCCAGCUCUCGGCCAGCGACAGCCAUGAACUAUGUAGGGCAGCUGGCAGAGACAGUGUUUGGAACGGUUAAGGAGCUGUACAGGGGCCUGAACCCGGCCACACUGAGCGGCGGCAUCGAUGUGCUGGUGGUAAGGCAGCGGGACGGCUCCUUCCGAUGCUCACCCUUCCACGUGCGCUUCGGCAAGCUGGGUGUCCUGCGGUCACGGGAGAAGGUGGUGGACAUUGAGAUCAAUGGUGAGCCCGUGGACCUGCAUAUGAAACUGGGGGACAGCGGCGAGGCCUUCUUUGUCCAGGAGCUGGACAGUGAUGAGGAAGAUGUGCCUCCUCGUCUGUGCACCUCACCCAUCCCAUGGGGAGGCCUGUCGGGCUUUCCCUCAGACUCCCAGAUAGGCACAGCCAGUGAGCCUGAGGGCCUAGUCAUUACAGGGCGGAGAAAGAGGCGGCGAAGGAGGAAACCGAGGCGCAGGGAGGAGGAUGCCGUGGACUCCAGUUCUGAAGAGUUGGAGGCAGGUGCGGAGAGUGAGCUGACAUUGCUGGAAAAGCCAACACCAGAGUCCCCAAGUGCUCAGGAGGCAGAGGAGCCCUCAUCGCAGCCUAAGGACAUACACCCCUACUCCGAUGGCGAGUGUACCCCACAGGCCAACCUCUCCUCUGGUGACCUAAUGUCCCCUAAGAGUGACUCAGAGCUAGAGCUGCGGUCCUUGGAGCCCAGUCCUCUGAGAGCUGAGUCUCACAUGCAGUGGGUCUGGGGCAGACUGCCUAAGGUGGCGAAAGCUGAACGGCCUGAGUUCUCGUUGAUCCUUGAAAGUAUGGCUGAGGCGAUCUGUGCUCUUCCUGAGGAGCCUAGCCCUUCCUCCUCUCCCUCUGAGGCUGGUGUGGACACUUUGAGUCCCCCGGUGCUGCACCCAGGAGUCAGGGCUGAUACAUUCCAUCCUGCUGUGGAGGCCCAUUGUGAGGAAACUGCAGUGGAUUCUCCUCUUGCUGCCCCAGAGAGUAAGGAAACCAAGACUCAGAACUCCAGGGGUGCAGGCCACCCUCCUGCCACUAAAUCAUGGAGCUGGACUACUCCAGAGAGCCAUACUCCCUCUGGGCAUCCACAAGUUUCCAGGGGAAAGGGUUCCCUGAAGAGAAACCAGCACUUGGGCCCAAGUGACAUCUACCUGGAUGAUCUACCCUCCCUGGACUCUGAGAACGUAGCCCUUUAUUUCCCCAAGAGUGAGUAUGGGAUGGGGGCCAGAAGGUGGAGUGAGCCCAGCAACCAGAAGCUCCUGGAGAGCCCCAACCCUGAGCACAUAGCAGAAUGCACUCUGGACUCAGUGGACAAAAUAGAAUUGUCCCUUUGUGGUGGACUGGCUGACAACCGAGAUAUCUCCCUGGAGAAGUUCACCCAGCACAUGGUCUCCUAUGAAGACCUCACUAAGAAUCCCGGGCUCCUGGAUGACCCAAACCUCGUGGUGAAAAUCAACGAGAAGCAUUACAACUGGGCUGUGGCUGCGCCCAUGAUUCUUUCUCUGCAAGCCUUCCAGAAGAACUUACCUGAGAGCACUGUGGACAAGCUGGAGAAGGAGAAGAUGCCCCGGAAGGGUGGGCGAUGGUGGUUUUCCUGGAGACGCAGGGACUUCCCAGCUGAGGAGCACAGUUCCCAGAGGGAGAAAGCCGCAACCAGGAAACAGCAGGGAGAGAAGACAGAAGUCUUAAGCAGCGAUGACGAUGUCCCAGACAGCCCUGUGAUCCUUGAAGUCCCCCCACUGCCAUCCUCCACUCCAGGCUAUGUCCCGACCUACAAGAAGUCUCUUCGUCUCUCUUCUGAUCAGAUUCGGUGUCUAAACCUGAACGAAGGAGCUAACGAUGUGGUCUUCAGUGUGACGACCCAGUACCAAGGCACCUGCCGUUGCAAAGCCACCAUCUACCUGUGGAAUUGGGAUGACAAGGUGGUCAUCUCUGACAUAGAUGGCACCAUCACCAAGUCGGAUGCUCUGGGCCACAUUCUGCCCCAGCUGGGGAAAGACUGGACACACCAGGGCAUUACUAGUCUCUACCACAAGAUCCAUCUAAAUGGGUACAAGUUCCUGUACUGCUCAGCACGGGCUAUCGGCAUGGCUGACCUCACCAAGGGGUACUUGCAGUGGGUGAGCGAGCAUGGCUGUGGCCUUCCUAAGGGCCCCAUCUUGCUAUCUCCCAGCAGCCUCUUCUCCGCUCUCCACAGGGAGGUAAUCGAGAAAAAGCCGGAGGUGUUCAAGGUUGCCUGCCUGAGUGAUAUCCAGCAGCUGUUUCUGCCCCAAAGACAGCCCUUCCAUGCUGCCUUUGGGAACAGGCCCAAUGAUGUUUUCGCCUACAGGCAGGUGGGCCUCCCUGAGUCCCGAAUCUUCACAGUCAACCCCCGGGGGGAGCUCAUCCAGGAGCUCAUAAAGAGCCACAAAUCCACGUACCAGCGGCUCGGAGAGGUGGUUGAGCUGCUCUUCCCACCUGUGGUGCGCGGUCCCAGCACAGACCUGGCCAGCCCUGAAUACAGCAACCUCAGCUAUUGGCGGAAGCCACUGCCGUAUGUGGACUUUGAGGCCCUGGCUUGAGCUUGCCUUGCCGGGUCUCCUUGGUCUGACCCAGGACUGAUGGAGUACUUAGGACAGUCAGGAUUAGAAGAUGCAUGCCGUGGGGGUCAACCCAGCAAGUUGAUUGGCGGCCGCCCCUACCGCCACCUUGAAACACAAAUGCCGUGUUCAUCAGUUUGACUGCUCGGUACCAAGGCAUGGCCACUUCAAGGCCAUUUACUUGAAGAACUGGAACAAGUAGCCAUCUCGACAGAUGGCACCAUCACCAAGUGAGGCCCAGGUGGCUGUUGGGAGCAUGGAGAGGACCCAGGGACCCACUUUUCUAUCAGGGGUGAGGCAGCUGCCCCAGACCUCAGUACAGCCCUGACCUCUAACAAUUAAAUGUGUCACUAGACCCUUGCAGGGUUCGCUAGCUCCUAGGCCAUUGGCUCUCAGUCUGUGGGUCCCAUCCCCUUUGGGGGUUGAAUGGCCCUUUCUCAGGGGUUUUAUAUCAGAUAUCCUGUGUGUCAGAUAUUUACAUUAUGAUUCACAACAGUAGCAAAACUACAGUUACGAGGUAGCAAUGAAAAUAAUUUUAUUUACAACACGAGGAACGGUAUUAAAGAAUCACAACUUUAAG
Mus musculus (house mouse) is the source of this 3473-nucleotide messenger RNA. It is a transcript of the gene Lpin3, whose product is annotated as lipin 3. Gene Ontology annotation, molecular function: phosphatidate phosphatase activity. Gene Ontology annotation, cellular component: cytosol; nucleus. Lineage: Eukaryota; Metazoa; Chordata; Mammalia; Rodentia; Muridae. The coding region runs from base 329 to 2875 and encodes 848 amino acids. The transcript has 20 exons. The record is from RefSeq and is marked validated.